Messenger RNA from Periophthalmus magnuspinnatus, 3088 nucleotides. It is a transcript of the gene vac14, whose product is annotated as vac14 homolog (S. cerevisiae). The transcript has a single exon. Gene Ontology annotation, cellular component: PAS complex; endosome membrane. NCBI's taxonomy places the organism in Eukaryota, Metazoa, Chordata, Actinopteri, Gobiiformes, Gobiidae. Gene Ontology annotation, biological process: phosphatidylinositol biosynthetic process; positive regulation of kinase activity. The record is from RefSeq and is a predicted model, not a curated record. The coding region runs from base 178 to 2529 and encodes 783 amino acids.
ACGUGACGUAUUUCCGGCGGAAGUAGCCGGUCAGCUGCACUGUAUUACGGGAAGCGUUUCAUUUUGCUAAUACAAACGCAGUGUUUUCUUCUUUCUAUACACUUAAAUGCUGCCUGUCUUAUUGCAGAUUACCGAAACUAAAAGUACACCAGAUUGGGUACGUUUGGCGCAGUCAGAAUGAAUACGGAGAAGGACUUUUCGCCUUUGACGCCCAAUAUUGUGAGAGCGCUAAAUGACAAACUGUACGAGAAAAGGAAGGUAGCCGCUUUGGAAAUAGAGAAACUGGUGCGGGAGUUUGUGGCUCAGAACAACUCUACUCAGAUAAGACAUGUCAUACAGAUCCUGGCCUCGGAAUUUGCGCUUUCCCAGCACCCCCACAGCCGCAAAGGGGGUCUCAUUGGACUUGCAGCCUGCUCCAUAGCCCUCGGUAAGGACUCGGGACUGUAUCUGAAGGAACUCAUCGAGCCUGUACUCACGUGUUUCAAUGACUCUGAUAGUCGUCUACGUUACUAUGCAUGUGAGGCUCUCUAUAAUAUUGUCAAAGUUGCCCGAGGAGCUGUACUCCCUCACUUCAACCUGCUUUUUGAUGGUCUGAGUAAACUUGCAGCGGACCCAGAUCCUAACGUGAAAAGUGGAUCAGAGCUACUGGACCGACUGCUUAAAGAUAUAGUGACAGAAAGUAACAAGUUUGAUCUCGUGGCGUUUGUCCCACUGCUCAGAGAGAGAAUCUACUCAAACAAUCAAUAUGCCAGACAAUUUAUAAUUUCCUGGAUUCAAGUCUUGGAGUGUGUGCCAGACAUUCACCUUCUUGAUUACCUUCCUGAAAUCCUGGAUGGCCUGUUCCAGAUUUUAGGAGACAAUAGCAAAGAGAUUCGUCGGACAUGUGAGGUGGUGUUGGGGGAAUUUCUCAAGGAGAUUAAAAAGACCCCCUCCAGUGUGAAGUUUGCAGAAAUGGCCAACAUCCUUGUCAUCCACUGCCAGGUCGCAGAUGAGAGCAAACUUACCAAUGACCUAAUUCAGCUGACUGCUAUGACCUGGAUGAGAGAGUUCAUCCAGUUGGCAGGUCGAAUAAUGCUCCCUUACUCCUCUGGUAUUCUGACUGCAGUAUUGCCUUGUCUCUCAUACGACGACAGAAAGAAGAACACAAAAGAAGCUGCCAGUUCUUGUAACCACAGUCUGAUGAAACUUGUGACCCCUGAAGAUGACGAUGAUGAGGAAGAAGAGGUGAAAAGUGAAAGCCCACAUUCACCAUCUCGAGAGGAGCCCAAAGUGCAGUCAGAUGGGAGUGACAUGUUAAAUGCCUCACAGGAGUCUGUUGGUUUUAGCAACAUUAGCUUCUUUACCCCGGCUAGCACAGACCGAACUCAGGUGACCCUUGACCUGGAUGGUAUUGUUCAAGUGCUUGACCGCCACCUCCAUGACUCCUCCACCGGCAUGAUGACACGUAUAGCCGUUCUAAAAUGGUUGUACCACCUGUACAUCAAAACGCCUCGCAAAAUGUUUCGUCACACUGACAGUCUUUUCCCUAUGCUCCUCAAAACCCUCUCUGAUGAGUCUGAUGAGGUCAUUUUAAAAGACCUGGAAGUUUUGGCUGAGAUUGCCUCAUCUCCUGCAGGGCAAACAGAUCUGGCAGGGUCAUGUGACAACACUGACAACAAACUGGAGUUAAAGGUUCCUGACAAGUCCGGACAGCACCCAAGUGCCAAAACAAUUGAUUCAUCCCCUUCUACUCCAAGUAUGAAUUCCUAUUUUUACAAGUUCAUGAUCAACCUGCUCAAACGCUUCAGUUUAGAAAGGAAACUACUGGAAAACCGAGGAGCUUUUAUCAUCAGACAGCUCUGCUUGUUACUUCAUGCAGAGAACAUCUUUCACUCGAUGGCUGAUAUAUUGCUCAAAGAAGAAGACCUCAAAUUUGCCUCCACCAUGGUCCAAACCCUGAACACCAUCCUGCUCACUUCUGCUGAGCUCUUUCAGUUGAGGAAUCAGCUCAAGGACUUGCGUACCCCAGAGAGCUGCACUUUGUUCUGCUGCCUGUACCGAUCCUGGUGCCACAACCCUGUUGCCACUGUAUCACUUUGUUUCCUCACGCAAAAUUACGAACACGCCUAUGAUCUUAUUCAGAAAUUUGGAGAUCUGGAAGUGACUGUAGACUUUCUGAUGGAGGUGGACAAACUUGUGCAGCUCAUAGAAAGCCCCAUCUUUACCUACUUGCGUCUUCAACUGUUGGAUGUGGAGAAUAAUCCAUAUCUGAUAAAGGCUCUGUAUGGUCUGCUGAUGUUGCUGCCUCAAAGUCAGGCCUUCCAGCUUCUGUCCCAUCGCUUGAGGUGUGUCCCAAACCCGGAGCUGAUGCGCACUGUGGAUAAAUCCAAGUACAUGGACUCGAAACAGCAGGUGGCAUCCAAACGUACUUCCCAUAUUCAGAUUGACGAGCUACUGCAGCAUUUCGACCGCGUCCAGAGCAAACACCUGGAAGUCAGACACCAGCGCUCAGGGCGGGCCAAUGAGCACUCUGACAGAAAGAUUAUUUAAAUGUAUAUGCCAAUCUGAAGGGAAAAAACCCCCCCCAAACAUUCCAGUGUGGAAAGUGUAUUGUAAUUAUUGAAUUCUAAUAAAACCAAAUCUUCACUGUAUAUUUACAGAUUGUCUUAUAAAGUGUGUCAUGUUAAAUUUCAAUUAUGAAGGUAUCUCUUUAAUAUUAAUAUACAUAAUUAAUGUGUUUGCCAUGUAGCACACUGUGCACAUUAAAUUCCCUCAUGUUUUUUUUUUACAAUUUCACAUUAUUUGAACUGAUCACACAAUUGAGCAUCAGCCUAUUUCUUAAAGCAUGAGUCACUGUCACAGUAUUGUCAUGGUAUGACCAGCUGACCUAACCACAUGCUCAUUGCCUUAUUUAAAAUCAGAUGCUGUUUCAACUAUGUGUUACAUUUAAAUGUGGUGCAGCUACAUUUGGCAUUUGAUUUCCUUUUCACUUCUUUUCUUUCACAUUCUUUAGUUUAAGUAGAUAUUUUUUGGUGUAAUAAUGUUACAUUCAGGAGAUUAUUUGCACUGUCAUUGUUCUUAAAACCUAAUAAAGUGUAAAGUGUAAUCA